This is a messenger RNA of Colletotrichum truncatum, 3093 nucleotides long. Its product is annotated as class I alpha-mannosidase 1a. Gene Ontology annotation, molecular function: mannosyl-oligosaccharide 1,2-alpha-mannosidase activity; calcium ion binding. Gene Ontology annotation, cellular component: membrane; endoplasmic reticulum. Lineage: Eukaryota; Fungi; Ascomycota; Sordariomycetes; Glomerellales; Glomerellaceae. Gene Ontology annotation, biological process: carbohydrate metabolic process; mannose trimming involved in glycoprotein ERAD pathway. The record is from RefSeq and is a predicted model, not a curated record.
AUGAUGCCCCGCCGGAGGAGCCGCUAUGUGCUCCUGGUCGCCUUUGUCAUGGCUUUCAUGCUGUACCAGGUCUUCAAGAACCCUGAGUGGGAUGCGACAGGCUAUACCGGCAGCAUCAAGCAGAAUGUCCCUGACAAGGUCAAGACUGAGCCGGGCAAGCAACCUCCUGUCAACGAUCAAGCCGUAAACAAGCCCCUGAACAACCAGCCGCCCCCGGAGCACGAGCACCCUCACGACCAGGAGGAGGAUGAACCUGAACAGAACCCCCAAAAGCAAACGGCCAAGCAGACCGUCAAGAUCCCCCAGCUCAAGACUGAGGCGGCGCCGAAGGAGAAGGUCAACCCUACCAAGUCUGUCAACACCCCUACGAUGCCUGUCUAUAACCCAGAAAAAGCCGCCGACGUCACGAAGGCCGCAACGAUCCCCGUUGAGGAGGAUAUCCACGCCAAGAACCCUCCAGGCAGACUCAACCCCGACCGCGCGCGUGAGAGCGCAUCCACGACGACGUCCCAAAUCCACUGGCAUAAGGUCUCCGAGCACUUCCCAGUUCCUACCGACGAGAUCAUCCCCCUUCCUACCGGCAAGCCCAAGGAGAUCCCCAAGGUCCAGUAUAAGUUCACCGCUGAGUCUGCAGUGGCCAAGGAGAAGCGCGAGAGCCGUUUGGCGCAAAUCAAGGCCGAGAUGCUGCGCUCCUGGGGCGGAUACCGCAAGUUUGCUUGGAUGCAUGACGAACUGUCGCCUGUCAGCGCCCGUUUCCGCGACCCCUUUUGCGGCUGGGCUGCCACCCUUGUGGACGGCCUCGAUACCCUUUGGAUCAUGGGCAUGAAGGAAGAGUUCGACGAGGCCGCCAAGGCCGUCAAAAACAUUGAUUUCACUUUCAGCCCGACGCGCCGCGACAUUCCCGUUUUCGAGACGAUUAUUAGAUACUUGGGCGGUUUGCUGGCGGCGUACGAUGUGAGUGGAGGCAAGGAGGGCGGAUACGACAUGCUGCUGGACAAGGCCACCGAGCUCGCCGAGAUUCUGAUGGGCGUCUUCGAUACCCCCAACCGUAUGCCCAUCCUGUACUACAACUGGCAGCCCCAGUAUGCCUCCCAACCGCACCGCGCCGGCACUGUUGGCGUGGCCGAGCUGGGUUCCAUGAGUAUGGAGUUUACUCGUCUUGCGCAGUUGACGGGGGAAAACAAGUACUACGACGCGAUUGCUCGCAUUACCAACGCUUUCGAGGACCUCCAGAACCGUGGCACCACGCUGAACGGCAUUUUCCCGGAGCAGCUGGACGCUUCAGGCUGCAACAGGACCGCCGAGUCUAUUCGUUACCAGGAGGAACAAGCCGCGGCUGCAAGCGCCAGCGCCGCUGCCGCCGCUGCUGCUCUCAAGGAACCCGAGGGUCACAAGCCCGCUACGGACGACAAGCGAGACCAGGUUCCCGCGUCCCUUCCUUUGGAGACCGGUGCACCCAAAGGUAAAGACAGUGAGUCGGACAGCAGCUCGCUCCGGAAGCGAGCGGUUGGUCUCACCGAAGGCGGCACUUCUGUGGUGGAGAACGCCAACAUUGAAAAAAAGGAGGCUUUCCCCGAACCCAAGGUGAACGAGCAGCCCUUGUACCCUGGCAUGAGCGGUCGCAUGCCCUCUCCCACAACUCCGGAGAAGAGGGAGGAGAGGCAAUGCAUCAAGCAGGGACUUGCCCCUGGCGGCUGGGGAUAUGAGCAGUACAGCAUGGGCGGAAGCCAGGACUCUACCUACGAGUACUUCCCCAAGGAAUAUCUUAUGCUCGGCGGCCUUGAGCCCAAGUACAAGACAAUGCACAUUAAGACGAUUGAAGCCGUCAAGAAGUGGCUUCUCUAUAGACCUAUGGUUCCUAAGGACAGGGACAUUCUCUUUUCCGCCAAAGUUUCCACCUCUGGCGAACCUGAGAAGGAUGCCCGGACCGAGUACGAGGUCACGCAUCUCACCUGCUUCAUCGGUGGCAUGUUCGGUCUUGGUGGCAAGAUUUUUGACAGGCCCGAGGACAUUGAGAUUGCCAAGAAAUUGACAGACGGCUGUGUCUGGGCGUACGAAUCGAUGCCUUCCGGAAUCAUGCCCGAGGGCGCUACCGUCGUCCCCUGCGCAUCCACGCAGAGCUGCCCUUGGAACGAAACUCUUUGGUGGGAGCACCUCGACCCCUCUUCCUCUUGGCGCGACGAGCAGGUCAAGGAGUGGGAAGAGAGACAGCGCAACAAGAAGAGCGAGGAACUCAGGAGGGAGGCGGCCGUUGAGAAGUACUCGGUGGACAAGGUCAUGCCCCCGCCGGCGGAGAACAAACCUGCCGCAGAUGAGAAGGCAGAUGACAAGAAGGCAGACGAGGAGGAGGCAGAGCAAAAAAGAGUCGAAGAGAAGAAGCCAGACCCCUUCGCUGGUAUCGAGGUACCCAAGGACGAGCCGAAGAAGGUCGGCCAGGCUAAGAAGACCGAGUACCCCGCCCCCGAGCCCGGCCUGAACAAGUCCCCAUCCAACGUCGACGAGCAUCUGCUUAAGAAGAGGGCUUCCACUGAGCAGAAUGACCCCCGCAAGGGAACCGACGCAGAGAAGGCUACCAACUCUCUCAAGGACAAGCUCGACCUGAACAACGCCGAUAACUCCGACAGUGUCGCCGACGGCUCGCCGGUCAGCGGAGGUAUCGUCGGCUCGAUCCCUAUCUACUCUGAUGAAUCUUCAGACCCCAAGCCCAUGUCACACAAGGAGUAUAUUGCGAACAAGCUUGACGAGGAGAAGAUCCCGCCUGGUUUUGUUAACAUCAAUGCCAGGCGCUACAUUCUUCGACCUGAGGCCAUCGAAUCCGUGUGGUACAUGUACCGCAUCACGGGCGACCCUAUCUGGCAGGAGAAGGGCUGGAACAUGUGGCAGGCCGUUAUCAAGGCGACGCGCACCGAGUACGGCGCCAGCGCCGUUGACAACGUCCUGUCCGAGAAGCCGGAGCCCGUCGACGAAAUGGAGAGUUUCUGGGUGGCCGAGACGCUCAAGUACUUUUACCUCCUCUACUCGACACCCGAUGUCAUCAGCCUCGACGACUGGGUCCUCAACACGGAGGCUCACCCUUUCAAGAGGCCCGUAUAG